Ctenocephalides felis (cat flea) is the source of this 495-nucleotide messenger RNA. RefSeq names its product transmembrane protein 138. Gene Ontology annotation, cellular component: cilium. NCBI's taxonomy places the organism in Eukaryota, Metazoa, Arthropoda, Insecta, Siphonaptera, Pulicidae. The coding region runs from base 1 to 495 and encodes 164 amino acids. The transcript has 4 exons. The record is from RefSeq and is a predicted model, not a curated record.
AUGGUACUGACAUUGCAAAGAUUCGCCUUCAUAUUAUUUUUUCAGUUUGUAUUUAUUAUAGUCGAUAUAAUUAUAAACAAUUUUGUUUUUUUCUCUCAAGUAGAUUCUUCGACUCUUCUGAUUCUAUAUUUAGUUCAAGAUGCUUGUAUUGUCCUGGCUUUUGCUGCACUUUUGUUUACGUUUUUUGCAACAUAUAUUUUCCAAGCUGGUCUAAUAGAUCUAUUAUAUGAUCGUUUCCGAUUGACAAUUCUGGUUAAUAUGUUGUACCUGAUACUGAGUGUUAUUAUUCACAUCUGGAUCCUGAUGUACCAUUGGAAAAAUCCAAAAACCUAUAUGUGGACUAAGGCUUUUCUUGCAUUCUAUAUGAUUCAUAGAAUUCUGGCGCCGAUUUAUUACUAUUUGUACAAAAGAACUGCCCUCAGAAUGAGUGACCCCAGAUUCUAUGAAGACAUACACUGGAUUAAUGAACAACUUCGAACAAGGACAAGAUAUUAA